AUGGAUUUCGAACUCCUCACCUUCAUACCUUUGCAAUGGCUAAGAUUCAUCUUUCUCUCUCCAUGCCCUCAAAGAGCACUCAUAUCUGCUCUAGACAUCCUAUUCUUGCUCUGCUUCGCUGCUCAUAAGCUCUACUCAAGAUUCUCCCCGGGUACUCGCCAUUCGAUCACUACUCCUUUGAUCAACAGCAAGCAAGAACUUGUUAGAACCAAUAUAUGGUUCAAGCUCGUCUUGCUCGUGUCGUUGUUAGUUGCUGUCUCUUCGUCUGUUUUCUGCAUUCUUGCUAUUAGCAGAACUGAUCAUGAGUUGUCAUGGAAGAUUGUGGAUGGCUUGUAUUGGUUGUUCCAAGCGAUUACUUAUCUGGUUAUUGCUCUUCUUGUUGUUCAUGAGAAGAGAUUUCGAGCAUCGAAACACCCUUCCACUCUCCGAGCCUUUUGGAUCGUCCGGUUUGCUGUCUUGGCGUUGUUCUUUGCUUCUGGACUCACACGUUUGAUAUCCUUUCAACAAAGUGGUGCUGAGUUGAGAGUAGACGACAUUGCCUCAAUUUUCGUCUUCUCUUUAUCCAUCGUGCUUCUUGCAGCCGGAAUCAGAGGGGCGACGGGUGUUGAGGUGGUCACUGAUCAUCACUCUGAUUCGCAAACAGACUUGUAUGAAGCAGUUUCGGAUAAGUCCAAUGUGACUGGCUAUGCUUCAGCUUCCGUUAUCUCCAAAACGUUUUGGAUUUGGUUGAAUCCCCUUUUGACGAAAGGCUACACAGCGCCCCUCAAGCUCGAGGACGUGCCUACCCUCUCACCGGAGCACAAGGCAGAGCGGUUGUGGCGCCUCUUCCAAAAGAACUGGCCUAAACCCGAGGAGAAAUCAAACCACCCUGUUGUGAAGACGCUGGUCCGUUGCUUCUGGAAGCACCUCGCCUUCACUGCCUGCCUCGCAAUUCUGAGGCUCUGCGUCAUGUACGUUGGCCCCACCUUGAUCCAAGGGUUCGUCGAUUUCACAGCAGGGAAGCGCAGUUCCCCAUAUGAGGGAUACUACCUGGUGUCUAUUCUGUUAGUUGCCAAAUUUGUUGAGGUUUUGAGCACUCACCAGUUCAACUUCCACACUCAGAAGCUUGGUAUGCUUAUUCGUUCCACACUUAUCACAUCCUUGUAUGAGAAGGGGCUGAGGCUGUCAGGGUCAGCUAGACAAGCUCAUGGGGUUGGGCAGAUUGUGAACUACAUGGCUGUCGAUGCUCAGCAGCUCUCAGACAUGAUGUUGCAGCUCCAUGCCUUGUGGCUUGUGCCCCUGCAGAUAUCGGUGGCGUUGGUCAUCCUUUACCAGUAUCUUGGCACUGCGACUUUGACAGCGCUGGCAGGGCUUUGCUUGGUCAUGCUCUUCGUGCUGAUUUGUACCAAGAUGCAUAACAAGUUCCAGUUUCAGAUCAUGAGGAACCGUGACUACAGAAUGAAGGCCACGAACGAGAUGUUGAGCUACAUGCGUGUGAUCAAGUUCCAGGCUUGGGAGGAACACUUCAACAAGAGGAUUCGGUCAUUUCGAGAGACUGAGUAUAAAUGGCUUUCCAAGUUUAUGUACUCCCUCUCGUCUAACAUCAUCGUGUUGUGGAGCACGCCGGCUUUGAUUUCCACAAUUACGUUUGGGAGUGCUCUCCUGUUUGGCCUCCCUCUAAGUGUUGGGACCGUCUUCACAACAACCUCACUGCUGAAGAUGCUGCAGGAGCCCAUCAGGACGUUCCCUCAGUCCAUGAUCUCGCUGUCGCAGGCCAUUAUAUCUCUGGAAAGGCUGGAUAAGUUCAUGACGAGCACAGAGCUGGUGGAUGGCACGGUGGAGCGUGUUGAAGGGUGCGACAGCGACAUUGCUGUGGAGGUUAGAGAUGGGACUUUUAGCUGGGACGACGAGAGCAGGGAGGAGGUUGUCAAGAAUUUGAAUUUCAAGAUCAGGAAAGGGGAACUUUCGGCCAUUGUUGGGACGGUCGGAUCAGGGAAGUCUUCCGUUCUUGCAGCAGUUCUGGGUGAGAUGUACAAAUUAUCUGGGAAGGUUAGAGUGUGCGGUAGCACUGCCUACGUUGCCCAGACUGCGUGGAUCCAAAAUGGGACGAUACAAGAAAACAUAUUGUUUGGUUUGCCGAUGAAUGUGGAGAAAUACAAGGAAGCUAUCCGAGUGUGUUGCAUGGAGAAGGACUUGGAGAUGAUGGAGUUUGGAGAUCAAACUGAGAUUGGAGAACGCGGUAUCAAUCUGAGUGGCGGCCAGAAGCAACGGGUUCAGCUUGCACGAGCUGUUUAUCAGGAUUGUGACAUUUAUCUUCUUGAUGACGUGUUUAGCGCCGUUGAUGCUCACACGGGAUCAGAUAUUUUCAAGGAAUGUGUUAGAGGAAUUCUUGGAGACAAGACUGUUAUACUCGUUACACACCAAGUCGACUUCUUGCAUAACGUUGAUCAGAUCCUAGUUAUGAAAGAAGGCUCCAUCGUUCAAUCUGGCAAGUACGACACUCUAGUGGAGUCUGGAUUGGACUUUGCGGCUUUAGUCUCCGCCCAUGAAGCCUCUAUGGAGCUCGUUGAUGUGGAGACUAAAAAUGAGGACAUCGCCUCCCCAAAGGUGAAAACUCAAAGAUCUUUCAAACAAGGAGAGAGUAACUCUCAAGAGAAAUCCGAGAAAAAGGGAGAUUCCAAGCUCAUCAAGGAGGAAGAGAGAGCCACCGGGAAAGUGAGCUUAGCCAUUUAUAAGAUGUAUUGCACGGAGUCAUUUGGAUGGUGGGGUGUUGCGGCCUUGGUGUUUUUCUCUGUAGCGUGGCAGGGGAGUUUGAUGACAAGUGAUUACUGGCUGGCCUACGAAACCUCAGAUGCAAAUGCGGAUUCGUUCAACCCUUCCCUCUUCAUUUCAGUAUACGCCAUCUUUGCAGUAGUUUCCUUCGUUUUGGUCCUUGUAAGGAGCAUCUUGGGUGCGGCAAUGGGAUUGAGGACUACCCAGAAAUUCUUCGGCCAGGUUCUUCAUAGCAUCCUGCAUGCGCCUAUGUCGUUCUUUGACACAACGCCCUCGGGAAGAAUCUUGACUCGGACUUCGACUGAUCAAACCAACUUAGAUUUCCUGAUUCCGUUCUUCAUGAGCCUCACCCUCGCCAUGUAUAUAACUCUGCUCAGCAUCUUAAUCAUCACGUGCCAGUACGCUUGGCCGACCAUUAUCCUCGUGAUUCCUCUUGGCUGGCUGAAUUUCUGGUACCGGGGGUAUUACCUCUCUACAUCUCGUGAAUUGACUCGACUUGAUUCCAUCACCAAAGCACCAGUCAUUCAUCAUUUUUCGGAGAGCAUCACCGGUGUCAUGACCAUCCGCUGCUUCAGGAAGCAGGAGAGCUUCUGCCACGAGAAUGUGAAUCGUGUGAACGGUAAUCUGCGCAUGGAUUUCCACAACAACGGGUGCAAUGAGUGGCUCGGAUUUCGUCUGGAGCUAAUGGGAAGCUUCAUCCUCUGCGUGUCUGCAUUGUUCAUGACAAUUUUACCUAGCAGCAUUAUCGCGCCAGAGAAUGUGGGCAUGGCUCUCUCGUAUGGUUUGUCGCUAAACACGACGCUGUUUUGGACCAUAUACAUGAGUUGCUUUUUGGAGAAUAAGAUGGUCUCAGUUGAGAGGUUAAAACAGUUCAGCGUCAUACCAUCUGAGGCCGAAUGGAAGAACGAGGACUCCUCCCCUCCGCCUAACUGGCCAUCUCGUGGAGAUGUUGAGCUCAACAACGUUCAGGUCAGGUAUCGCCCUGAUACGCCUCUGGUUCUCAAGGGGAUCAGUCUGAGCAUAUCCGGGGGCGAGAAGAUCGGAGUUGUUGGUCGAACAGGAGGCGGGAAAUCGACAUUGGUCCAGGUUUUGUUCAGAUUGGUUGAGCCAUCCGGUGGGAAGAUCAUGAUUGAUGGCAUUGAUAUCUCGGCACUGGGGCUUCAUGAUCUGAGGUCCCGCUUCGGAAUCAUCCCUCAAGAUCCGGUUCUUUUUGAAGGAACUGUAAGGAGCAACAUCGACCCGACAGGCCUCUAUUCAGACGACGAAAUUUGGAGUGACAAUGGAGACAACUGGAGCGUUGGACAGAGGCAGCUCCUCUGCCUAGGAAGAGUGAUGCUGAAGAAGAGCAGACUUCUAUUCAUGGACGAAGCAACUGCGUCCGUUGAUUCUCACACGGACGGAGUGAUCCAGAAGAUUAUCCGGGAGGACUUCGCCUCAUGCACCAUCAUAAGCAUUGCGCACAGGAUACCAACGGUCAUGGACUGUGAUCGUGUGCUGGUCAUAGAUGCAGGGAUCAACCAACUUUGGCUAAAUAUGGAGGAAAUAAGAGCACAAGGCAGUUGCCAAAACUCAUUGUAA
Messenger RNA from Salvia hispanica, 4329 nucleotides. NCBI's taxonomy places the organism in Eukaryota, Viridiplantae, Streptophyta, Magnoliopsida, Lamiales, Lamiaceae. The record is from RefSeq and is a predicted model, not a curated record.